Messenger RNA from Cuculus canorus (common cuckoo), 2258 nucleotides. Its product is annotated as microtubule nucleation factor SSNA1. Lineage: Eukaryota; Metazoa; Chordata; Aves; Cuculiformes; Cuculidae. Bases 202 to 546 code for a protein of 114 amino acids. The record is from RefSeq and is a predicted model, not a curated record. The transcript has 2 exons. Gene Ontology annotation, cellular component: ciliary basal body; centrosome.
CGCGGGCUCUCGGAAGCUGGUGGCUGCCGCUCGGUGGGUGAGGUGGCCCCUUUGUCAGAGGCCGAGUGGAUGGGGACGGCUGAGCCUUCUCCUGGGAAAGCGUCCUCUGGUUGUUUCUGACUAAACCCUCGCAAUCUGAGAGUGCAGAAGGCUAUUGCUGAGAGGGGACUUGAAAGAGCGGUGGCAGACCUCAGUGAGAGGAUGACUCAGCAGGGGGCUGUUCUUCAGGGUUACAACAAUGAACUAGUAAAAUGCAUUGAAGACUUGUGUAUGCAAAAAGAAGAGCUGAACAAACAAAUCCAGCAAGCAGAAGAGGAAAAAAAUAAACUCCAGCAUGAAAUCCAAGUCCUGAAUGAACAACUGAACUGUAUAUGUGAAGACCUGGCCCAAAAGGUAGCUUCACGGAAUGAGCUUGAUAAAAUUCUUGCUGAAACUGAAGCUGCUUACAUGAAGAUUUUGGAUAGUUCUAGAACUUUGCUUAAUGUUCUGAAGAAGGAAGUGGGAAGCCUAAAACAUACGACAGAAAUGAAAACUAGUGUAACAUGAAAUGGUCAAAUGUUUGGACUCAACAGUGCUAAAGUUCCACUAGGUGAGAAAUGUGGUUAGCCACAGAACCUUAUGAUGACAGUAUAAACAGAGAGGGAUUUUAUUCCAACCUUUCUGUAUUUUUUAUUAUAGUUUUUAAAUGCACUGGGAGAGGAAAUAAAGUUGCUGUUUUGUUGUUAAACAAAGAUCUGAUUAAUUAAAUACUGCAAAACUAAUAAUAUAUUGUGGAUAGGUAGUUGAGGCAGAUGUGAGACUGACAGUUUUGACGUGGUGAUGCUUCAAGGCUAUUCUAAAGACAGCGAAAAAAAAAUCGUCUUUUAUUGCUUAGCUUUGGAUGGCUACCAGUGAAUUCUUGUUUGAAAACUAGUAGAUGCACGUAGGUAAGAUACUUCUUUUCACUUUACAGAUGCUUAGGCUUUACUGUUGAGGACCAGUAGAAACCAACCAUUUAGCUUCCUCUAGGUAUUUGGAGUUCUGUCUGAUGCAUGCGCAAAGACAGCCCCUGUUUAGAAUCAUCUGUCACCUACCUGGAAUGUUGGAGCCAUAAGAUGAGAGAACAUGACUUAAGAAUGAAGGCUUAAAGUGUGAGACUGUAUGUGGUUCAAGCAUCUUCUGAAGCUGUGCUCAAGAGCAUUGCUUAGAAAGGAGACCCGCUGUAGUGAAAGACAGGGUUUGAUGCAAGUCCCUGCCUCCCAUAUGCAGGGCCCAGUGCCGCAGACAGCUACAUCUUGUACGCUCAGACUACUUACUCCACUUAAGGAUACGAAAAGAUGACUUUCGGUAGUGUCUAGGUGGUGAACUAGGGCAGUAGGUGAACCUACCAGGGUUCAGUCAAUAAUGCUAAGUUAAAUACAAGUCAAAAGAAGAUAAUCUUAGCUAAAAGCCAAUAAUAGAACUUCUGGAAACCUUACUUUUAGUGCCUUUUAUACUCAUCUAUUAAAUAAUAAGAUUGUAAAUAAUGGUGAACAUCCUGGAAUAGACAGAAGUAAACACAAUUGAAAGCUUAAAGUAGAAAAUGGGAAGUAGUUUGUAGCUGUCUGGCAUUUUUACAGAUGAGGUUAAAAUAGAACCUAGUUUAGCUAUCAGAGUAGAGGUAACAGCAUGGCAGAAAUCUCAGGAGUCCUGUUUUCUAUUUUUAGUUUGUGUGUGCAUACACAUGCAUUUUGUCCUGCUCAUUCAGGUGUUGUAGCAGUAACUUUAUUUUUAGGCUGCCUCUUGUAAGUAAAUCUUCAUUCUAUAGCAAUUAAUUAAAUUGAAAGAAGUACAAUUGUAAUCUCCUUAGUUGAUAACUGUCUUUCAGGUGCAAGUGCAUCCAAGGGUACAUGGAUGUGAAUAGUUCAGUAGUAGCUCUUCACCAAUAAUACAAAGCAAAUUUUAUGUUCUUCUAGUUGCUGUGCUACAUUAGAGAUUAGCCUGACUGAGUUAAUCAAGAGUUUGCUUUUAUAGUGUUUCCACUGACUUCCCUCAAGUAGUGCGAAGGUGAUAAAAAUUUAUCUGAGAGGCACUGCUAUUGUAGUACCGCAGUAUUCAGGACCACCUUGUUCAUAUUGAAGUGACGCACUAAAAUGUUGAUGUUUUCUAGUAGCAAAAAAGUGGUUUAUUUGACUGAAUCUUCCUUGGCAUUCUCUCUUCACUUAGUCUGGUAGUAGUAACUAAUGUACUGCAAAGUAGGAAGAUUCGGGAAAAGGUAUUAACUAAAGAACAAGGGCUUC